Messenger RNA from Seriola dumerili (greater amberjack), 513 nucleotides. Its product is annotated as myosin light chain 5-like. The transcript is spliced from 6 exons. Gene Ontology annotation, molecular function: calcium ion binding. The record is from RefSeq and is a predicted model, not a curated record. The coding region runs from base 67 to 513 and encodes 148 amino acids. Lineage: Eukaryota; Metazoa; Chordata; Actinopteri; Carangiformes; Carangidae. Gene Ontology annotation, cellular component: cytoplasm.
AGGAAGACAAAGAAGAAGGAGGGCGGAGCUAAAAGAGCUCAGAGAGCCUCUUCCAAUGUUUUCUCCAUGUUUGAACAAACCCAGAUCCAAGAGUUCAAAGAGGCCUUCACACUGAUCGACCAGAACCGGGACGGGUUCAUCGAUAAGGAAGACCUGAAGGACACGUACGCCUCUUUGGGUAAACUCAACGUGAAGGACAACGAACUGGAAGACAUGUUGAAGGAAGCUACUGGUCCCAUCAACUUCACCAUGUUCCUCAACCUGUUUGGAGAAAAGCUGCACGGCACAGACCCUGAAGACACCAUCUUAAACGCUUUCAAACUGUUUGAUCCCGAUGCCAAAGGCUUCAUCCACAAAGACGAGUUACAGAAGUUACUGAUGACACAAGCGGACAAGUUUACACCUGAGGAGGUGAAGCAGAUGUUCCAGUCGUCAAACAUCGACGCUGCAGGACACCUGGAUUAUAAAUCUCUGUGUUACAUCAUCACUCACGGAGAGGAGAAGGAAGAGUAG